Molecule: messenger RNA, 1146 nt
Organism: Emiliania huxleyi CCMP1516
Lineage: Eukaryota; Haptophyta; Isochrysidales; Noelaerhabdaceae
Exons: 1
Coding region: 1-1146 (381 amino acids)
Molecular function (GO): protein binding
Source: RefSeq, a predicted model, not a curated record
AUGCCACUCGGGCCUCCGCCGCAAGCUGGGAAGGAUGAGCCCGCAACGCCUGGUACGGAUAGCGCCGUGACGCAGCGCCUCAUCGAGCUCAGUGGAGACGAGCGCCCCGAGGAGGCGACGACACUAAUCGCGCGGCAAAUGGGACUCACCACAGUUGGCCUGCUCUCGCCAUUUACAGACCUCGAGGUGCUGUCGCUCUCGCACAACCUUCUCACUUCGCUCGCGGGGUGCGACCUCUCGCGCCUAGUCUCGCUCAACGUCAGCUUCAACAGGAUCGCGAGCCUCGGGCCGCUCUCGAGCUGCCAGCGACUCACACAUCUCUUUGCGUCCAACAACCGGAUCGCGUGCCUCGCGCCACUCGUCAGCUGCCCGCUCCUCGUUGCGGUCUCCCUCUACCGCAACGAGCUGACCUCGCUCGACAACGCCCUCUCCUCUCUUUCUCGCCUCGCCAACUUGGCUGAGCUCGACCUCGGCAGCAACCCUUGCAGUGCCGGGCAAGAGGAGUACGUCCGCCACCGCACGCUCCACAAGCUACGUCGGCUCUCCGUCUUGGACGGCGACACAGUCACACCAUUCGACCACGAGCUCGUGGCGGGUGACGAACCGUCGCUGGCGGCACCUCGCGCGAGCCGCCUGUUCAGAGAUCCGUUCCUAGACUCGAACCCCAUUCUGAUGCAAUACCUCGCUGAGGCGGAGGCAUCGCGGGCUCAUGCCUGCGGGGGCGCCGGCGCUGAACCGAGCGGUGAGGCGACCCCACACAGCGACACGAAGGGGGUCAGCUCAGUCCUCACCUUGCGGCGGCCGAUGGUGGAGCGAUUGCGACUGACGGCCGCCACGAUGGAAGCAGCCAGCCAAGCAGGCACCGACGCCGCUCAGCUCGCCUCGCAGCCGAUGUUCACCUCUGGUGACGAUGCGCCCGACAAGAGCGCCGAAACGCACCGGGUGCGGUCCCUGCUACUCUCGGUGCAGCAAUUGACGCUGGAGCGAGACGAGGCCCGCGCCGGCCGCUCCCGUGCGGUGGCCGAGGCGGCGGCGGCAGCGGCCGAGCUCGAGGUGUUGAAGAGGGAGCAUCAACAGUUGCGGUCGUUGCUGGACCAGGCUCCUGCAAUCACUAUAUUGAGUACUUCGCCCACUGAGCCUGGCUGA